UCACUUGGUCUGGGUCCUGCAGUGCGUGCGGGGGAGCGCCUGGGGGCUCUGCAGCAUAAGCAGCAUGUGCCUGUGCUGUACGGAGGACGAAGCCAUCCAAGUCAGCGCCGAAGGGCCAAGAUGGCAACAUCCUUCAGACGUCACUGAAAGGCAGUCCAGAGAUAAACGUAUUGAGAAUAUGAAAAACCUAAGGAAAGAGAAAAGGAAAUUUAAUAAACGGUUUGCAAGACCUGCUCCUCUUCCAGAACCAGGACUCCUGUGGACAUAAAGCUGGAGUCUGUAUGGAAGAAAUCAUGCCCGACAAAAAUAUGCGGAUUUAUAACAUCAAGUGGCAUUUCGUAAUUUGACUUCAUUUGAAAAAUAAAAGACAUACUCUGCCAUUUCAACAAAAUAAAUGCAGUGCAACCAUCUAACAUCCAAGCCACAGGGUCUAGAAUUUUAUUAAAUACCGUAACUCA
Messenger RNA from Callorhinus ursinus (northern fur seal), 458 nucleotides. RefSeq names its product coiled-coil domain containing 179 (gene CCDC179). The record is from RefSeq and is a predicted model, not a curated record. NCBI's taxonomy places the organism in Eukaryota, Metazoa, Chordata, Mammalia, Carnivora, Otariidae.